Aspergillus calidoustus is the source of this 1134-nucleotide messenger RNA. The record is from the annotation of a GenBank genome assembly. Lineage: Eukaryota; Fungi; Ascomycota; Eurotiomycetes; Eurotiales; Aspergillaceae.
AUGGCGGCUGUCGGAGAAGGAAAUCACAAGAAGCGAAAACUGCUCGAUGUCCCCGAGAUCGAGAUUGAUGUUUCCGCGCCUGAACCUCCGUCAAAGAAGGCUCUGCGAAAGGCUAAGAAGAAGGGCGCCGAUGUCGAUACGAAUAUCAAGGACGAGUCAAAAUCAAGCAACGAACCCGCUUCCGAAAAGCCUGCAGAUACUGAGGCUGCGCCUCAAAAGCGCUCAGACUACGGCAUCUGGAUAGGAAAUCUAGGAUUCGCUAUUACCAAAGACGACUUACGGCGGUUCCUCACAACCAACUGCUCAUUCACAGAUGCUACAAUCACUCGGAUUCAUUUACCAAAAGGCACAGAAAGGAAUGGGAAAGCGCAAAACAAAGGCUUCGCCUACGUGGAUUUCUCCAACCCCAAAGCCGUACAGGAAGCGAUGCAGCUCAGCGAACAACUGCUAUCAGGACGCCGCGUGUUGAUCAAAGAUGCAAAGAACUUUCAGGGUCGUCCGCCAAAGCAAGAUGGUGCGAAAGAUGCCACUUCCGCUGCUGCCUUUGGCCGACCUCCUUCCAAACGUGUAUUUGUCGGCAAUCUUGGUUUCGACGCAACCAAAGAGAUCCUCGAAGAGCACUUCUCAAAAUGCGGAACCGUUUCCAAUGUUCAUCUCGCCACCUUCCAGGACUCUGGGAAAUGCAAGGGCUAUGCUUGGGUGGAAUUUGAGGAUUUAUCAGCCGCCGAAGUGGCCGUGAAAGGGUUCAAGGUCGUCAAGGAGGAUGAUGACGAUGAAGAUGAAUCGCAAUCAGAGUCUGCAAAGCGCGGCAAGCCUCAUAAGCCUCGACAGAGGAAGAUUUGGGUUAAUCAGGUUCUCGGCCGGCGCAUGAGGAUUGAGUUUGCGGAAGAUGCAACCACAAGGUAUAACAAGCGCUUUGGCAAGAACGGUGAGAAGAGCAGAAGCGACACAAAUAACGGGGAAACCGAGCUGGGAGACUUUGAGGAGGAUACGACUAAGGAGAAGCCACAACAUCAGCAAACUACCCGGGCUAGACCUGCGAAGCCAGAGUACUCGAGAUACGAUGAGUCCACUGUGCAAAAGCUGAGUGGUGCCAUCGUCGAGGCGCAAGGCAAAAAGACAACUUUUGAUUGA